AUGAUAAUCAUCCUCGUCCACGGCCUCUGGAGCGCCGCCGCGCACUGGCGCGGUGUCAUCGAGUCGCUCAAAUCGCUUGGCGUGACCGACGUCGUGACCGUCGAGCUGCCCCUUGAGAGCGUAAAUGGCGAUGCUCAAGUCGUGCGCGAGGCAAUCAGGAAGGCUGGUGGCAACGUUGUCCUCGCGGGACAGGGGUACGCCGGAAUGGUCAUCACUGAGGCUGGAACCGAGGACGCCGUCAAGGGCCUGGUGUACAUCUGCGCACUCGUCCCCAACUCCGGCGAGUCCUCCACUACCGUCCUGGCGUCCCACCCAUCCGACCUCGCUCCAGACCUCGAGGUAGUCGACGGCAAACUCCGCAUCAAAGACGACAAGUUCAAGGACGACUACUGCCACGACCUGUCUGACGAGGCGGUCCAGUGGCUCCGCGAAACAGGCCGUAACCCCUCGCCAAGCGUCAUGGGUGAGGCGGUCACGAAUGCCGCGUGGAAGGAUAAACAGAGCUUCUACAUCGUCGCUGAAGGGGACAAGUGCGUGACACACGCCAACCAGGACAGAAUGGCCGACGCUAUUGGGGCGGUCAGGAUUGCCAGCGUCGAUGGCGCAAGUCACGCCAUGGCCGUCUCGCACCCGGGAGAGGUGGGGCUGUUCGUAGCUGGUGCGGCGAGGGUUUGCGGCGCGUAG
This is a messenger RNA of Cutaneotrichosporon cavernicola, 684 nucleotides long. RefSeq lists its product as uncharacterized. Bases 1 to 684 code for a protein of 227 amino acids. Lineage: Eukaryota; Fungi; Basidiomycota; Tremellomycetes; Trichosporonales; Trichosporonaceae. The transcript is spliced from 2 exons. The record is from RefSeq and is a predicted model, not a curated record.